This is a messenger RNA of Odontomachus brunneus, 937 nucleotides long. It is a transcript of the gene Obp1, whose product is annotated as pheromone-binding protein-related protein 6-like. Gene Ontology annotation, biological process: sensory perception of smell. The coding region runs from base 163 to 591 and encodes 142 amino acids. The transcript is spliced from 6 exons. Gene Ontology annotation, molecular function: odorant binding. NCBI's taxonomy places the organism in Eukaryota, Metazoa, Arthropoda, Insecta, Hymenoptera, Formicidae. The record is from RefSeq and is a predicted model, not a curated record.
CGACACGGUCACAUUUUCGUCGUGGAAAAGUGAGCGCGCGAAUCGAGAGUUGCAUUGUAUCGCGAGUUGCGAACGUACGACGACACACACGCACGCACGCAUUCACAGACCGAGAAAGUAGAGGGAGAGAGUAAAGAAAGAGAGAGAAAAAGAGAGACAACGAUGCGCGCCGUAUAUGUGUCGGUGAUCCUUGGAGUAGUAUUGCUACAGGCGAUUUAUGUGUCCGCCGGGCCGCCCGACUGGAUACCCGCGGAAAUGUUGGAGAUGGUUCAAGGCGACAAGGAACGGUGCAUGGCUGAACACGGCACGAGUCAAGCCCUUAUCGACCAGGUUAAUGAUGGACAGCUGUCGGACGAUCGUUCGAUAACAUGCUACAUGAAUUGCCUCCUCGACGCGUUCAGUCUGGUUGACGAAGAAGGUGAUCUAGAGACCGACAUGCUGAUUAGCGUCUUGCCCGAACAAUAUGUGGAGAUAGGCACCAAGAUCUUGAACAAAUGCGCCAAGCAAGACGGCGCGGAUCCGUGCGAGAAGAUAUACAACAUAGCAAAAUGCGUCCAAGCAACGGUGCCGGAACUGUGGUUCAUGGUUUAAUUCGACGCACGGAUGGAGCGCGUUUCACGACCGAGAGUGCCGACGUUCUCCGGAAUAUUUCGCGCACAACGUUACGAUCCGAAGCGAAUCGGAGGAAAAACGAAGCAGUAGCGAAGAAAUUCAAAUUAAAACGAGAAACCCCGAGAAAUGUCACUUGAAUUAUAACAAUAGCGAUUAAUUACGACGAGUGCACGUGUUGUGAGCUUUAAAGUGAGAACAAAAUUGUUACAAGAGAUGUGAAAUAUUAGACAAAUUAUAAAGAUGCAUUGAGAGAAACCGUGUUAGAAUCUGAACAACUAAUGCGUGUGCGUCCGCGUGUUUGAUUAAAUAAUUUUUUUGACUUUAA